CAUGCAAGGGCCUUUGAAAUCAAUUACUGGGGGUCUAGUGCAUACCCAGUUAAUUAAGGUAAAACCCUGUUUACCACCAUUAUAUUCCUGUUUAUGAAGUUGUUGAUGUUUGACCAUAACCCUUCUUAGUUUUCUUCUUUAAUUUGUUGAAUUGAUGAUUACCAGGAAUGUCAACACAUAUUUGACGUUUUUGCCUUUAAUGCGUCAUGUUACAUUUUCCUGCAGGUGCUUGUUUUCCACAGAGAUGAGGCACAGAUGAUUCAAGAAUACAGGGUGUACACCUCUGAGGAAACAGAGAAAACCAGAUGCUGUACCAUCAAUCUUUCCCUGGACUGCAUCAGCCAACGCACUUGAGGCCGAUGGAGGAUUAAGGAAAUCCCGCAUUGAAAGACGUGAGAGCCAAAAGAGGACAUUUAAAGCAAUGGAUACAGAUUGUGAUAUUGAAUGUGACAUCAGUGAAGUAGCUGGGGAGGAAAUAAUUGACAAUGUUGAGUUUGAUGACAUGAAUACCGACUUAAACAUUUGUUCUGCAGAUAGUGCAGAGGUUGAAUAUGAAAGUACAUCAGCUCAGACAGACAAAUUUCCAAUGCUUUCAUUACAAAGUAUUAUGUUUAAUGCUGCAGCAAUUUUGUUUUAUACAGGACUGUCAAACUAUACAGACUUCACCUUUGUACUUGCAAGUUUGGGUCCGUGUGCAUAUCACCUAAAUUAUUUGUACAGCAAAGUUGACAGUAUGACUAUCAGUGUGGAAAAUCAAUUGCUUUUAACACUUAUGAAACUGCGCCGACAUAAGACUAACUUUGAACUUGGUCUUCAUUUUGGAAUUUCAGAGAAAACUGUAUUAAAUGUAUGGAUCACCUGGGUAAAUUUUAUGUAUAGACAGUGGAGUGAGCUUGAUAACUGGCCAGAACGAGACUUAGUGCACUAUUUUUGUCCUUCUGAUUUCAAAUCCAAAUUUCCAUCCACACGAAUUAUCAUUGAUGGUACUGAAUGCCCUAUCCAGAAACCAAAACGCCCCAUAGCUCAGCAGUCUACAUACUCAACGUAUAAAAAUCGAAAUACUAUCAAAAUACUUGUUGGAUCCACACCAGGUGGUCUUGUGUCGUAUGUGUCUCCUGCGUAUGGUGGCUCCACAAGUGAUCGUCAAAUAGUAGAGCGUAGUGGUUUGACAGUGAUGUGUGACCCAGGAGAUAGUAUUAUGGCCGAUAAAGGUUUCAACGUACAAGAUAUUUUUGCACCAAAAGAUGUUACCAUUAAUAUGCCAACAUUCUUCUCAAAGAAAAACCGUAUGUCUGGCAAGACUGUUAUGCGUGAUAGGAAAAUAUCAAGCAAAAGAGUUCACAUUGAACGUAUUAUUGGUCUGGCAAAAACAUUCAAAAUACUCACUGAACCUCUUAACAGUUCAGAAACCAAAUUAGCCACAGAAAUAACCACGGUUUGCUUCAUGCUUUGUUCUUUCAAAAAGUGCAUUGUUCCCACUACUUGCUAAUCAUUAAAAAUAUCUUUGAGUCCAGGUGGACGUUAGUCAGACGUAGAGUAUGGAGAUUUGUUUCUAAUUUCUUUCAAAAAGGCCUGUUAUUUGCGUUUGCUACAUGAUUAAAGAUAAUUGUUGCUAAAUAUUCAUGAGGAUAAAGUUGAAUGUAACAUGUUAUCGAUUAUGUAUCAUGUUGAGACUAGAAUGGGAAUCUGUGGUCAAAAAGCAAGUUUGAAGCAAAUUUACCAUUUGUGCAGCCACAAUCAAUCAUACUCUUUUGUCAAGGUACAAACAUAAAUGUGUUAGUAUCAAAGAUUAUGAUAAUGUAAUGCUAAACGUCCUGUUCAAUGUGGUGUUAAACCCAUCUCACUCACUGAAUUUGUUUUAAAUUUAUGACAUCAGUAACAUGAAUUUAAGAAUGUUGACAUUGUUUGGUGCGUACUGUUACAUUAUCCCCUGCCACAAAGUGUGAGAGACACAUUUCUUGUCCGAGCAUAAUUCGGAAACUGUUUCAUAUGUUAUUAUGAAACUUUGCACAUGUAUCAAACACAAGUUGAACUGGUGCCCUUUCCUGUUUUCCAUGGCAGCAAUUUGGAUUAAACCCAAAUAAUGGUUGCUUUUAUUUCACGAACUUAAAAUCUGAAUAAGUUGAAGUGUAUAUUUCUGGAUCAUAUAUCCAUUAUUUUUUCAAUGGAUACAUGUUUACUGAGAAACAAAUUGUAAUUUAUUGUGUCCCAUGGCUGUGUAUUCUUGUUUCAUAUGAUACUGGCAGCAGCUAGACCGGUCCAGAUAUUUGGCACAUCUUAGUGCUGUUGCUUCAGCUCUCUCAGAUGUUAUAAAAGGCAAUCAUGACAAGAAAGAAGUCAAUGACAAUGUUUUUUUAUCAUUCCCUUAAACAGUUCAGCUGCAGAUAAUAAUCACAUGACAGUUGUAAUUCCUCAGAUAUAGAGCUGAAGGAGUAUGCUUCAAGCAGUGAUGAUAUUUAUGAGUAUGGACACUGAAUUGUGAUUAUGUAUUGCACUGCUUCAUCUAUAUUUAGAUCUUCCAACUAUUAACUACUGGAGUACUUAACAGAUGGUUGCCAUCGUCACAAAAGGAGUUAAAAGUUAAUGUCACAUCAAUACUAUUUCAGCCAUAUAGCGACGAGACCAAGUUGAUAUACACAAUUUACUCAUGAAUGCAAAGGUAUAUUUAAAAACAAUUUUUCAUGCACAUUUGGAC
Molecule: messenger RNA, 2695 nt
Organism: Haliotis rufescens (red abalone)
Lineage: Eukaryota; Metazoa; Mollusca; Gastropoda; Lepetellida; Haliotidae
Exons: 2
Coding region: 422-1489 (355 amino acids)
Source: RefSeq, a predicted model, not a curated record